Messenger RNA from Cornus florida, 858 nucleotides. RefSeq lists its product as uncharacterized. The transcript has 3 exons. The record is from RefSeq and is a predicted model, not a curated record. Bases 1 to 858 code for a protein of 285 amino acids. Lineage: Eukaryota; Viridiplantae; Streptophyta; Magnoliopsida; Cornales; Cornaceae.
AUGGAGCAAGACGGGUUUAAUUGUCACAUUGGAGAUGCCAAGCAAAAGGGAAAGAAUGUAAUAUGGUCAAAAGAGAUGGAUCAAUGUCUUAUUUUGGAACUUGUGCAUCAAGCUAACGAGGGUUAUAAGAUAGAUAAAGGUUUUAAAGAUAAUGCUUAUACUGCAGCUUUUUCAGUGUUAAAUUCAAAAUUUCACUUGUCACUAAAUCGAGAGUAUUGUGUUAAUCGCUUAAAGACUAUCAAGAAAAAGUAUAGAUUCAUUAAGGAAAUGUUAAGCAAAACUGGAUUUGGUUGGAAUCUAGUGAUGAAAAUGGUGGAAUGCAGCGACCAAGUGUGGACUACAUAUGUUGCAGCGAAUCCCGAUGCAAAAGGUUUACAAGGUAAGAGAAUUGACAUGCUUGAUGAAUUGGCUAUAGUUUGUGGCAAUGAUUAUGCAACUGGAGAAUGGGCUAAUUCAGCCAAAGAUAUAAAUGCUAAGAAGUCAAAACCAAUGAAUGACACUGGGGAGGAAUAUACACCAUUAGUGGACAUUAAUGAAGAAGUUAACAUAGAUGACUUAGGUGAUACCGAAGAAAAUUAUUCUGCUAGUGAGCAAGGUAAUGCAGGUAGUGCAGGUAGCCAACCAACUGGAUGUAAAGAUAACCAAGGAACUUCAAGCUCAUCUAAACGUCGUUUGAAGAAACCGCGAACCAUGGAUAAUGUUACUAAAACCAUGAGUGCAAUUUCAAAUAACAUGGCAAGAUUAGAUGAUGCAUAUGAGAAGAGCAAGCCUUGCAUAAAUUAUUCGGAACUUUAUAAGGCUAUAAUGGAUGUUGAGGAGCUUGAUCUCAAUAGCCGAAUGACUUCAUUUGAAUUCUAA